AUGGUCGACCAGGCAACGCUAGACAAGCUGAAUGCAGGCUUCAAAAAGCUCCAGGAUGCUAAGGACUGCAAGUCACUGCUCAAGCAGUACCUCACCAAAGAUGUCUUCGAAAGGCUCAAGACUCGCAAUACCACCAUGGGAGCCACCUUGCUCGAUAUUAUAGAGUCCGGCGUGGAGAACCUCGACAGCGGUGUCGGCCUGUCCACGCCGGAUGCCGAAUCGUACACGCUCUUCGCCGACCUGUUCAACCCGAUGAUCGACAACUACCACGGCGGCUUCAAAGCGGGCGACAAGCUCCCGACCACGAAUUUCGGAGACCGCAACAUCCUUGUCAACGUGGACCCCGACGUCCAGUUCGUCAUCUCCACCCGCGUGCGCUGCGGACCCUCGUUGCAGGGUUACCCUUUCAACCCGUGCCUGCGGGAGGCCCAGUACCGCGAGAUGGAGGAGAAAGUGAGAUCGACUCUGCGCACGCUGCGCACGCGGGUGUCCAGAAGGUAG
Ixodes scapularis (black-legged tick) is the source of this 501-nucleotide messenger RNA. RefSeq names its product arginine kinase-like. The record is from RefSeq and is a predicted model, not a curated record. Bases 1 to 501 code for a protein of 166 amino acids. Lineage: Eukaryota; Metazoa; Arthropoda; Arachnida; Ixodida; Ixodidae. Gene Ontology annotation, biological process: phosphocreatine biosynthetic process. Gene Ontology annotation, molecular function: creatine kinase activity. The transcript has a single exon.